AUGAGUAUUGAAACAGUUUGGAAUGAGUAUAAACAGCAACGUGAUGGUGAUUUUUUCACCGAGGGCGUCUCUGUAGCUUUUGUGCCCACUGCAGCUGGUGCUAGAGGAAUUGAAGCUACAAAAAAUUUUCUCUUUGCCGCUUACGAUUCUAAACUACUUGAUGUGAAAGAGAAAGUCCUGUAUAAAACCGUUGGUCAAAACUCUAUUGUCGAAGAGUCCGAAACAACAAUUAAAUUUGUUUCUGGCGAAGGUGCUUGGAUUGUGCCGGGGGUUGAUAGCAGGUAUACAAUCGAUAACCACAUCGUUUUUCCAACGGUAACCGUGGCAACAUUCGAAGAUGAUAAAAUCUCCUCUAUACGCGUCUAUUGGGAUCAAGCAACCGUUUUGAAACAGCUUAAAUUAAUUGGUGAAAAGAAUACAUGGCCUGUUUUAGGUGAAAGACAAAUAGAUGCUGUGAAAGACAUUUCAAAUACUCUUCUCAAUCCAUUUGGUAAAAUCGAGUCAGCAGCUGCUCGCAUGAAUCCUAAUCAAAUAUCUUCUGGCCGUCGGAACGUUCACACCAGUAGUCGUGUUAAUCAACCUGGUGGUACGGGUGGUAAAUCCUCGAUUUUCAACUCUGAACCGGAUGACCAUGUGACAAACCGCAGAUUCAAUUCGAACAAAAAUCAAUCACAAUUUUCUAUUGGCGAUGAUCAGGCUCAACCGAAUUAUGAUCCUAUACAUUAUUCUCAAAAAAAGCUUAAUCCUCAAUCAAAUGCAUCACAAAUUGUUAUUGGUGAUGAUGGUGGGGAGGUUGAAAAUGUUGGGGCAAGCCGUGGCAAGAGACGUGGUAAAAACCAAUAUGAACCCACUACCGGAAUUAUUGAUGAUGGUUCUCGCAAUAACAUUAGGACUUCAAGCCGUGUUCUGAAACAACCUGGUGGUGGAUCUCAAAUCACAUUUGGAUAA
Dentiscutata erythropus is the source of this 948-nucleotide messenger RNA. NCBI's taxonomy places the organism in Eukaryota, Fungi, Glomeromycota, Glomeromycetes, Diversisporales, Gigasporaceae. The record is from the annotation of a GenBank genome assembly.